Molecule: messenger RNA, 571 nt
Organism: Somion occarium
Lineage: Eukaryota; Fungi; Basidiomycota; Agaricomycetes; Polyporales; Cerrenaceae
Source: the annotation of a GenBank genome assembly
ACUGCAUACCGUCGUCGGAUAGAAUCCACAGGUCUUCCCUCGAGGAUUAAAUUGAUUUGUGGCUGCCGUCUAUUUCUAAAACCACCCACGCUUAAAACUUCAAAAUGCGUCACAUUGCUGCAUACCUCCUCCUCCAGAUCGGUGGCAACACCUCCCCUUCUGCCGCCGAUGUCAAGAAGGUCCUCUCUGCUGUUGGCAUCGAAGCCGACGACGAGCGCCUUGACAAGUUGAUCUCUGAGCUUAAGGGCAAGGAUGUCAACGCUCUCAUUACUGAGGGUUCUGCUAAGCUUGCCUCCGUCCCCUCUGGUGGUGCUGUCGCUGUCUCCGCUGGUGGUGCUGGUGCUCCCGCUGCUGCUGCCGAGGAGAAGGUGGAAGAGAAGAAAGAGGAGGAGAAGGAGGAAUCCGAUGAUGAUAUGGGCUUCGGUCUUUUCGACUAAACGCUGCCUCGGGGUCACGAUACGCUACUGUACUGUCCACUAUCCUACGUACGACAAUGAAAUUGCAAUGCCCCUAAGAGAUGUGCUGAGCGCGUGUGCCGUAACAAUAUUAAAUUGGAGUCUUCUAAUGAGUU